This is a messenger RNA of Diospyros lotus (date-plum), 969 nucleotides long. RefSeq lists its product as uncharacterized. Lineage: Eukaryota; Viridiplantae; Streptophyta; Magnoliopsida; Ericales; Ebenaceae. The record is from RefSeq and is a predicted model, not a curated record. The transcript has a single exon. Bases 1 to 969 code for a protein of 322 amino acids.
AUGGAGAUUAUUCCAGAGCUCAGCAUCAUAAGCGGUUUCGAAGCCGGAAUGAACUGCCUGCAAAACCCAUCUCUGAUUCAUUGGCUUUUCUCGGAUUCGGGAAUCGGAAAAGCCGUUCACGUUUACGGUUUCUGGAAAUGGGGGGCGUUGAUUCUCGCUUUGGUCGCCACUUUCUGCGGCGUAAUCACCAGAAUCAAGCUUCUCGUUCUUAGAUUAUGUGAAGUCCAAAUUUUCCGUUCUCAAGGAGCUUCAUUCCGGCAGCUGGAUAGCGAGUAUGAUUCCGACGAAGAUGAAGAUGACUCCGGCUCGUUGGACUCGUCUGACGGCGAAGGCUUUCGUCCGGCGACAGCAGUCGAGCAAGAUUACUGCGUCGCCGGCUCGAGCUCUUACGGCGGUGACCGGCGGGGGGAUGGCUCUGGGUUGAGGCUCCGGCGGCGCAUCAGCGGCGAUCGGUUCUCGUGGUCAGACUUCGCCGGCGGGAGGAGUGUGGUGAAGAUGUGGGACAAUUUCAGCUUCGGGUUAGAUUUUGAAGAGAAUUUUUCCAGGAGCGUGGUCUCGAUGUGGGAUUUGAACAGAGAUCAGAAAGUAAGCUCGUUUUCCUGCGGGAAGCUUCAGAUUCCGGCGCUCUCCUCGUCGUCGCCGGCGGUGGUUUUGUCCGGCGGAACGAAUAACGGCUGCGACAAGUUUUUGCUGGGCGUGUAUGACGCCAGGUCGGGACAGCGGAUUCCGGCCAUAUCCGCAGAGUGGCGGCUACCCCGGGGGAAGGCGGUGGGCAUCAGCUCUGGCGGUGUGGAGAAAGUGUACGUAAUCGAUGACGCCGCCUGCGAAUUGACGGUCGGCGACAUUAGGAAACCAACGUCGCCAUUGGAGAAUCCAAUGGCGUCGGACGGAGGUAUAUGGUGGGACUCUGACGCCGUUAUCGUCCAAGGUAACGACGUUGAUGGGUGUCGCGUCCCCACUCGGAUGUGA